AGAUAAUAAAUACAUAAAAUUGUCCAACUAAAAUACUACAAAUUAAGAUGAAACGUCAAACAUAGAAAUUACAAGUUUUCUUUUUUUAAGAAUAUCAAUUAAAAAACUAAUUGUAAACAUUCAGAAUUAGAAAACAAACUUUUUAAAUGCUCAUUCAGCCUAUUUAAAGACGAAAACAUAUAUAUGUUUUUAUUUUACAUUCAUUUUAUUGUGGUUCUGCAAAACAUUUCCUCUUGAAUGACUAGUUUUUGCAUAAUUUGAAGAAGAAAGAUGUGAGGAAAGUCGUGAAAUCGUUUAUUUAUUUUUCUUUUUUUAAUGAUUGGGACUAAAACAUUUUUAGAGGGAGUUGUGACCAAAACUAACAUGCAUUUAUUUAUUUGUUGCGUUGAAUUCACCGUUUAUGAUCACAAUCCAGACCUGAAUGAUGAGCUGCGCGCGGCUGAUCCAGGAAGCGAGCGCAGCAGCUGCGCGUCACGCUCACGCGGAUCCUCAGAGCGCAGGAACAGGUUCAUCAUCCAGACGACUCCGGCGCUCAGAGGGGAUGAAAACUCUGAUCAGUUCAGUUAUUUAUUUCAUUUUAAUAUUUUAUGGCGUUAUAGGGCGUCCGGAGAGAGAAUCCAAAGACGCACCUGACCGGAAGGGAGGAUUUUUACGCGUCUUCUAUGCGUAAAAUUCAUCUUCUAUGCGUAAAAUGGUUUGUUUCGGUUCGGACGAGGACAGAAUCCUUUUCAUUCGGAUGUUGAACUCUUUUUGUUUGUACUAAAAGUCAUUUCUGCGGUGCAGAGACAUGGAGAACGACACCACGUGGGGUAAUUUCUCAGAAGUCCUGUCGGAGCUGGACGGGACGGGCGGAGAGGGGGAGGAAAGCGGCGGUGGGGGACGCGGGCUGCGCGUCCUCGUCGGCUGCAUCCUCUUCCUCCUCAUCGUGUCCACGCUGCUCGGGAACACGCUCGUGUGCGCGGCCGUGAUCAAGUUCCGCCACCUGCGCUCCAAAGUCACCAACUUCUUCGUGAUCUCCCUGGCCGUGUCGGACCUGUUCGUGGCUGUCCUGGUCAUGCCGUGGGAGGCCAUCACGGAGGUGACCAACACGUGGCUGUUCGGAGGCUUCUGUGACGUCUGGAUCACCUUUGACAUCAUGUGCUCCACAGCGUCCAUCCUCAACCUGUGCAUCAUCAGCGUGGACCGGUACUGGGCCAUUGCGAGCCCCUUCAAGUACGAGCGAAAGAUGACCCACCGCGUGGCGUUUGUCAUGAUUGGAGUGGCGUGGACGUUGUCGAUCCUCAUCUCCUUCAUUCCGGUGCAGCUGAACUGGCAUCGUGCCGGAGAGGAGGAUGUGGUGGAAGAUCCUGUGAGGACCAACCUCACCAACACCAGUGACCUCAAUGCCACCGCCGUCCUCGCCAUGAGCUGUGUGGCCAACCUGAACAAAACCUACGCCAUCUCCUCGUCUCUCAUCAGCUUCUACAUCCCCGUGGUGAUCAUGAUUGCCACUUACACGCGGAUCUACCGCAUAGCUCAGACCCAAAUCCGUCGGAUUGCGUCUCUGGAGCGGGCGGCCGAGCAGGCGCAGAACCAGGGUCACGGGGUGAGCCGGAACCUGCAGCAGCAGCACCGGCCCAACGACGAAGCCUGCCUGAAGUCGUCGUUCAAGAAGGAAACCAAAGUCCUGAAGACGCUUUCCAUCAUCAUGGGCGUGUUCGUCUUCUGCUGGCUGCCGUUCUUUGUCCUCAACUGCACCGUGCCGUUCUGCGACCCGCCGUGCGUCAGCGACACCACCUUCACCGUCUUCGUCUGGUUCGGUUGGGCCAACUCUUCCCUCAACCCGGUCAUCUACGCGUUCAACGCAGACUUCCGCAGAGCCUUCGCCACCAUUCUGGGGUGCAACCGCAUCUGCUCCAGCAACACCGUGGAGGCCGUGAACUUCAGCAACGAGCUGGUGUCCUACCACCACGACACCACCUUCCACAAGGAGGCCCUGGUCCCGGCGCAGUCGCAGCAAGGCCCGCGGGCGCUCAGCGUGGGGUCCGACCCCAUGGGGGACAUGGGGGUGCACUUCGACGAGGAGUCGAUGAUCUCCAACGGCUCUCCGAGCCACGAUAGGCUGCUGCUGCUUCCCGCCGCCGUGCGGCUGGAGGACGACACCGAGAUCUCUCUGGAGACCAUCUCACCGGUCACGUCAGCAGGUGGGCUGGAGAGCGACGCUAUGAUACCAGGACAAGUCCCUCAGGAUGGACCGGACAGAGACUAACAGCUGACCAAUCACAAGAAUACAACUUUGGGAGGUGAAAGAACUUCAUUGUGUUGUUGGAGAUUUCCUUUUACUGUCGUAGAAACAUCACAAAACAGUCAAAAAACGGAUCCUGUCAGGGUUUCCUGCUCUUCAUAAAAGAUUUGUGUCGAAGUUUAUGUCUAUUUUUUGGCACAAACAAAAGCAAAAAUA
Oryzias melastigma (Indian medaka) is the source of this 2440-nucleotide messenger RNA. RefSeq names its product D(1)-like dopamine receptor. The transcript has a single exon. Lineage: Eukaryota; Metazoa; Chordata; Actinopteri; Beloniformes; Adrianichthyidae. The coding region runs from base 788 to 2248 and encodes 486 amino acids. Gene Ontology annotation, molecular function: G protein-coupled receptor activity. Gene Ontology annotation, cellular component: membrane. The record is from RefSeq and is a predicted model, not a curated record. Gene Ontology annotation, biological process: adenylate cyclase-activating adrenergic receptor signaling pathway.